AUGAAAAGCGAACAAACACGUUCACCCGUUAUCGCUGCGAUAUAUGGCGGUGUCGCCGGAGCUAUUUACGGCGGUCUAGCAGGAAUGUUCAUUCCCCCACUGGUCCGGCCUUGCUUCAAAGUCCUAGGCGCCCAACUGAGUCAAGCUCAGUGUGCUCGUAUGGGUGCUCGGGAGUUUUCAGCAUUUACCGCCGCGUUGUUUGGAUUUGAAUCCAUUACGAGAAGCAAAGAUGGUCUUAUGUCUCGAUUGGUCUCAGCAGGAGGUGUUGGGUUGGUAUACUCUUUUGUGAAACAAGGCUUCAACGUACGACCUGCACACGCACUUUCCUACACUGCUGCUUUCACUGUUUUGUCAGGAACAAUGUUUAGGUGA
Messenger RNA from Eruca vesicaria subsp. sativa (arugula), 372 nucleotides. The record is from the annotation of a GenBank genome assembly. Lineage: Eukaryota; Viridiplantae; Streptophyta; Magnoliopsida; Brassicales; Brassicaceae.